Molecule: messenger RNA, 1307 nt
Organism: Ochlerotatus camptorhynchus
Lineage: Eukaryota; Metazoa; Arthropoda; Insecta; Diptera; Culicidae
Gene: Nthl1
Product: Nth-like DNA glycosylase 1
Exons: 3
Coding region: 52-1233 (393 amino acids)
Biological process (GO): nucleotide-excision repair; base-excision repair; base-excision repair, AP site formation
Cellular component (GO): nucleus
Molecular function (GO): DNA-(apurinic or apyrimidinic site) endonuclease activity; DNA binding; oxidized pyrimidine nucleobase lesion DNA N-glycosylase activity
Source: RefSeq, a predicted model, not a curated record
CUAUACGACUGGAAUGCAAAGAUUAGCAAGUGUUUCUUAUUAGGAGUGUGCAUGUUUAAAUAUAAUCACACUUUUCGUGACAUAAUUCGCAAAAUGGAAACAAAAUCCCCGUACUUCUCUCCGAAGAAAACGCGCAACUUCAUCAAAAAACAGCAGCACCCCGCCGGCCUUAAAGCAACUCUGCUGCAAAAGUCCACCGAAUCUGCAGGAAUUGAUAAUAAAGCCACAUGCAGUGGUACUGUUUCUGCCAUCACAAAGCUCGUCGAACUGACCGUUCCACAAAUUAAACUGGAACCGGCAAUUACGGAAAUUACGAACAACAAACGUCGCCAACGGAAGCAGCCAAUCAAAGUUGAAACCAGCCCGGAUCGAUCGGGAACCAACAGGUCGCCCUAUUUCCCUGGAGAACGAACCCCCGUCAAACGGGAACCGCUUUCACCGUCUCCACAGAAGCGAACGCCGGUUAAAGAAGAGCCCACAGCAGACGAAGACGCUAAGCAAUCAAAAUGGGAACCGAAGAAUUGGCGCCUGACGUUGGAAAACAUCCGCCAAAUGAGACAGAUGGUGCCGGCUCCGGUGGACACGAUGGGAUGCGAUCAGUUCAAAGACGAUGUAAAUGUCCCCGUCGAGCUCAGACGGUUCCACACGUUGGUUUCGCUGAUGUUAUCCAGUCAAACCAAGGAUCAGGUCAACUUUGAGUGCAUGCAACGUUUGCGGAAACAUGGACUAACGCCGGAGAACGUGGUGGCUACGGAGCCGGCUGUCUUGGAGAAACUUAUUUAUCCGGUGAGCUUUUACAAGAACAAAGCCAAGUUCAUCCGACAAGCAUCGCAGAUCCUGAUCACCGAUUACGGCGGCGAUAUCCCGGAAACUAUCGAGGGCCUCUUGAAGCUUCCCGGAGUGGGCAAAAAGAUGGCCCACCUGUGUAUGCGCUCUGCGUGGAAUGUGGUCACUGGUAUUGGCGUAGACACCCACGUGCAUCGGAUUUGCAACUGGCUCCAAUGGGUUCCGAAGGAAACCAAAACACCGGAGGAUACCCGCGUUGCCCUGGAGAAGUGGCUGCCCUUUGAACAGUGGGAGGAAGUCAACCAGCUGUUGGUGGGAUUCGGACAAACCAUCUGUCCGGCCACGUAUCCGCACUGCAACGACUGUCUCAAUGCGGAUAUUUGCCCGGCGAAGGGAAAGCAUGGCAUUCGCAAGACGCCCAUCAAAAAGGAGAAGUUGGAGUUUUAAAAGCCCAAGUCGGGGUAAGUCGAGAUCUGUUUUUUUUUUAAAUAUUACUUUCUAUAUGUAUUAUCACCUCAGUA